AUGCCCAGUCAAAAGCGCGGAGAUAAGAUGCGAAAUGCUGCGAUGCAGGAGGCCAUGCGCUCUACGAUGCGGUAUCGACAUGGCGCCAUCAUUACAAAGGGUGGCAAAAUUUUGAGUCAGGGGCAUAAUCACGUCCGAACUGGUUUCAGUGGGCCUCUCUUCGCACAUGAGGCCGUCCAUCUACCCUCCAACCGACAAAUGGAAGUAAACGAUGAAGAUACUUCUGAUAAUUCCUGUUGUCAUCCGGCUACCCGAUCAGGACCCCGCUCACAGUCCCAGGCAUAUUUCAGUAUGCAUGCCGAGAUGCACGCCGUGACUUCAGCACUACGUGGUGCCAAGCCUCACAUACCGCGAAGCAGUCUCAUUCUUGAUCCAGUUGAUGUCGCAUGUUCAAAGCUCCGAGAGAUGUCGCUCGAGAUGCAGGAUGGCUCCCGCUUCAGCGACGCGUCCUCCAUGGUAUCCACCGGUAAGCGCGUGGUGAAUACCAAGACCAAGUGUGAUCGUGCAUUGGUUGAGGGCGCGAAGCGGGAGCAAGAACGCGUCGCUUUUGCCACGGAAACUCAGUGGUGUCUUAAACCGCGCGAUAAAGCAGGAACAAAAGAAAAACCAAAGGCACGCCCGCGCUGGAGCUUUGAGCGCUGCGCGGUUCCAAUGCUCUCAAUUCGACGGUAA
This is a messenger RNA of Malassezia restricta, 672 nucleotides long. Its product is annotated as proteophosphoglycan ppg4. The record is from RefSeq and is a predicted model, not a curated record. Gene Ontology annotation, molecular function: catalytic activity. The transcript has a single exon. Lineage: Eukaryota; Fungi; Basidiomycota; Malasseziomycetes; Malasseziales; Malasseziaceae. The coding region runs from base 1 to 672 and encodes 223 amino acids.